CAACGCAAGCGUUCGGUCGUGCUCUCAUUCGAUUCGCAACACCAAACUGCUGAGCGGCACAGUACUAUAUAUUCUCGUAUCCAAUCGUCUGAUACUCGAGGUUAAUCGUGUGCGCGUUUCCGCUAUUGUGGAUCGGUAGCAUACACGUGACUCCAUGGCAGAGAACGAGCUAUUGAGCAACCAACAGAGUCAUGCAAAUGCUCGCAUAUUGCGCUCGGAAGAGCCGGCAGCCAAUGGCGCCAAAUCGAACAGCCUGGAGCUGGUAAAUGGGAGACAUUUUGAGGCGCCUUGCUGUCGGGACAUACACGACAAGGAACCGCCGGAUGGCGGGGCGCGUGCCUGGCUCGUGAUGCUAAGCGCCUUCCUGUGCAACGGUGUCAUCUUUGGUUUCAUUAAUACUUACGGGGUAUUGCAUUCCUUGUUAACUGACCGCCUCACUGAGAAGGGCGACACGGAUGCCUCCAGCAAAGCGGCACUUGUUGGAUCUUUGACAAUUGGUACAACAUUCCUACUUUCUCCCGUUGCCGGCUGCCUUACCGACAAGAUUGGUCUGCGUCUAACAACCUUUGCCGGUGGCGUGCUCUCAGCCGGUGGACUUCUCCUGUCUUCUUUCUGCACCGAGAACAUCAGCGCGCUGUACUUUACAUAUGGCAUCAUGUUUGGCUUUGGAGCAGCACUUGCCUAUACGCCUACCUUGGCCAUACUGGGCCACUACUUCAAGCGUUACCUUGGAAAGGUGAGCGGCUUCGUGACCGCCGGCUCCAGCGUCUUCACUGUCGUACUGCCUCCCUGUCUAGACAGUAUGCUAAGGGUGUAUGGCUUUGAAGCCGCACUGCAAAUAAUGAGCUUGAUAGCGGCCUUUAUUAUCAUUUGCUCAUUUGUAUACAAGCCGUUGCAUCCACCUCCGAUGCCACCAAAAAAGAAACCUGGUCGUUCGCGAGUGAACCUAUUGCUUCGUUCUAUUGUCAAUGUGGAGAUCUGGAAACGAAAGCGAUACGUAAUCUGGGCCUUUUGCGUACCUCUCGCACUUUUCGGUUACUUCGUCCCCUACGUCCAUAUGAUGAAGUUUGUGGAAAAGGCAUUUCCUGGGAAGGACGUUAAUCUGCCCGUUAUGUGCAUCGGGAUUACCUCUGGUGUUGGACGUCUGAUCUUUGGCGUCAUCGCUGAUUUGCCGGGCAUCAAUCGCAUGUACUUACAACAGCUUUCCCUGGUUUGCAUCGGUUUAGUUACAUUGCUGCUACCACUGACGAGCUCGUAUGUGGUGCUGGUGUGCUUUGCACUUAUUAUGGGGCUUUUCGACGGAUGCUUCAUAUCUUUACUCGGACCAAUAGCGUACGAGAUCUGUGGACCGUCAGGAGCAACGCAAGCCAUUGGAUUCUUGCUUGGCCUGAGCUCAUUGCCCUUGACCAUUGGGCCACCAAUAGCAGGCAAAAUAUUUGAUAGUACCGGUUCCUACACUGUGCCGUUUAUCUUAGCCGGCCUGCCGCCUUUGGUGGGGUCCUCGCUGCUGUGUCUUAUACGCUAUGUCAAGGACGAUGAAAAUAAAGCUGUCGCGGGUCCAGUCGCUCAUGUGCCUGUGGUUGCAAGCACAGAUAUAGAAAAUAUCGCACAUACUCAAAACAGUAAAUCCGAUUCUUUACUUAACGGACAUGUGCGAUUGGCCGAUACAGGUAUGGACUCAUACACCGCAUCCCAUAGUCUGCUAAACAAUGCUUCCGGCCAAAGCCCAUCUAAUUUCACUGCUCGCCUCUCUGCUUGCGCCCAUCCUAGUAGAUUGACAAUGACUAAUAACAGCUUAACCAUUUGCUCCCACACUCCCUUGCUUCGUCAUAAUUCCAGAAACAUAUCUAUCCCAGUUGCCGAUAAUAAGAAUCUGGGUUGCAGCUUCUUAGGCGUUAACUUUAAAGACGAGUCAAAGAAACGCCGCUAUACCUAUUCAUUAUAUUAACAAAUUGUUCUAUUCUUGUAAUUUAAUACAAGAACAACAAUGACAAUUUUAAAACGAUUCCUGUAUUAUAUUUGGUUAUUCAUAUUAUUAUUGUAAUAUAAUAUGGCCUUUGCACAUAUAAAUCCAUCCUUUUAAACUAAAUAACGUGUAGAUGAAUCCAAAAUUCCAGCUUAAAACACGUUCUACACUUUAGACAACAUUCUAUACUAUUAGCUCGGACCAAAUACAAAGAGUCUUGCGCAACAUAUCCCUACAAGAUUACAAAUUUGUAGUUCUUGGAUGAUAUUCCCUCAAUCAUUUAAUUUCAACAAGUUCAUAUUAUUGCUAACCCAUGUACACGCAAUCAUCCUAGCACAAAGAAACUUACACAAGAGCUUCCAAAAUAAUACCAAUAAUCGGCAGAAACAUUAAAAGGUCUUUCUAUUUGUGCAGUAAUAACGCUUUUUUAAAUGUAUAAUUGCAAUUAGGCAAUGCAUGUAUUAUAUAGUAUGUAUAUUAUGUAUUUUUAAAAUUCUAUGUAUUAUAUUUAAACACAUCAAAGCUGGUGGUAUU
Scaptodrosophila lebanonensis is the source of this 2500-nucleotide messenger RNA. RefSeq names its product monocarboxylate transporter 10 (gene kar). Gene Ontology annotation, molecular function: monocarboxylic acid transmembrane transporter activity. NCBI's taxonomy places the organism in Eukaryota, Metazoa, Arthropoda, Insecta, Diptera, Drosophilidae. Bases 155 to 1948 code for a protein of 597 amino acids. Gene Ontology annotation, biological process: transmembrane transport. The record is from RefSeq and is a predicted model, not a curated record. The transcript has 5 exons.